AUGUGGGUGGACUCUAUGGGACUAAAUGCCAUGAUUGAGGUUACACAAAAUCAAAGCCAGAAAAGGAAAAAGUGGAAUCUGCACUUUCUUCCACUAGAGCUUAGGGAAGCGAGGGUUAAUGAAUUUUUAAACCUUCGACAGAAUAACCUUAGCGUCAGGGAGUAUUGCAUGAGAUUCACUCAGUUGGCUAGAUUUUCUCCUGAGAUGGUUAGCACCCAUGCAAGGAUGCAUCACUUCAUUGGUGGACUUGGGGAUCAUUUGAUUGGUUCUUGCACUGUUGUUGCAUUAAAUCGGGAUAUGGAUAUUGCAAAACUUAUGGAACAUGCUCAGCAAACAGAAGACCGUAUACAAAAUCGUAGGGUUGAGAGAUAUAGGGAACAAAAUAAGAGGGCUAGGAGUGCUGGAAUAUUUCAGGGAGAUGCUAGAGCUUACUCCAGUAGAGGUCCUCCCAGACAGGCUCAAUCACUAGAUCUCUCUACUUCUAGUGCCCCAGCUCAGUCAUCAAGACCCAGGCAGGAGCAGACUCAGACCUCGAGGGCACCUAAUCCCCACUAUCAAAGAGGUGUUAGUCAAGGACUACCACCUCGACCUACUUGUAGAGGUGAUAGGUCACAAUAUACUGGCUCUGCAGGAGCAUCCUCACUAUCAGCGUCUUCUUCAUUGCGUGGCCCUCAACCACUAGCAGGGAGAGGUAGGGGUAGAGGAUCUGGUUUUGGAGCUGGCCCAAAUCGGAUGUAUGCACUAGCAGGUCGUCAGGAUUCAGAGGCAUCCCCAGAUGUGGUUACAGAGCCAAAGCUAUUACAUGAGCCACUUGCAGUAUCGACUUCGGUAGGAGAAUCUGUUAUAGCUAGAAGGGUCUAUUACGGGUGCGUAGUUACAAUAUGUGGCCGUGACACAUUGGAAAAUUUAAUAGAGCUAGAAAUGGUUGAUUUUGAUGUCAUUAUGGGCAUGGAUUGGUUGUCAUCGUGUUAUGCAACAGUUGAUUGCCGAGCCAAGAUUGCUCGAUUCCAUUUCCCGAGCGAGCCAGUCCUAGAGUGGAAAGGUAAUGCAAUGAUGCCUAGAGGAAGGUUUAUUUCCUAUCUUAAGGCACAAAAGUUUAUAGACAAAGGGUGUUUAUAUCACCUCAUCCAUGUAAGAGACAUUCAAGCUGAGAAACAGAUGGCGACUCUUCACUCUGUGCCCGUUGUGAAUGAAUAUCCAGAUGUGUUUCCUAACGAACUUCCUGGACUACCUCCAAUUAGAGAGAUGAUUUUUGUAUUGAUGUAG
Solanum tuberosum (potato) is the source of this 1266-nucleotide messenger RNA. RefSeq lists its product as uncharacterized. The record is from RefSeq and is a predicted model, not a curated record. The transcript is spliced from 3 exons. NCBI's taxonomy places the organism in Eukaryota, Viridiplantae, Streptophyta, Magnoliopsida, Solanales, Solanaceae. The coding region runs from base 1 to 1266 and encodes 421 amino acids.